UCAUGGAAUUUGAGUUUCUGUUUCUGGGUUAUGGAUUUUGGAGAUAUUAGGGUUUUGCUAAAUCAAAGACGUUUCUUUUGGGCAUUGACCAUGAAGCUGAAAGAGUCUCCGACAACGAUGAAAAAGAAGACGAACGAAGAAUAGAGAAAAAAUAGUUUUUUUUGGGCUGAAAAUUAUUUGAGGAGCAGGAAUUAAAGCCAAUUGAAUAUUCACAGAUUAGCCCAAAGAAUCUCAGGACAAAUGGACUAAAUCGGCAGAUGUCACACUCAUACAAGUGGCUCACUGGGUUGAGGAUUCGUGUAUUGUCCAUCUGAAGUUUUAGUUUGAAGUUAUGCUCACAUGGGUGAUAUUCAAGAAAGAUUGUCAGUUUCAUCAUCUUCGUCUUCUUCAUCAUCCUCAUUGUCGCUAUCAACAGCACAACCUAAAGGGGAUUCAUUGCCAAUAGAUGGUGAGUCUUGGAUGAUUGCAGAAGAGAGAGCUCAUGAGAUACUAAACACUAUACAACCUGCCGUUGUUUCAGACAGAAGUAGGAAUGAGAUCAUUGAUUAUGUACGAUCCCUAAUCAUGAGUCAUUAUGGAAUUGAGGUCUUUUCGUUUGGUUCAGUGCCACUAAAAACCUAUCUCCCAGACGGAGAUAUUGAUCUGACGGUCCUAACCAAGCAAAAUGUGGAGGAUAAAUUCUUGGAAAAACUGUUCGAUACGCUUAAAAGUGAAGAAGGGGAAUCUAAAUUCCAUGUAACUGAUGUUCAACUUAUCCCUGCACAGGUCAAGGUCUUAAAAUGCAACAUCAGGAACAUUCAUGUGGAUAUCUCCUGUAAUCAAACGGCGGGUCUCUGCGCGUUAUGUUUUCUGGAACAGGUUGACCAACUCUUUGGGAGAGAUCAUCUUUUCAAGCGUAGCAUCAUCUUAAUUAAAUCUUGGUGCUAUUACGAGAGUCGAAUUCUUGGUGCUAACACUGGAUUGAUCUCUACCUAUGCAUUGGCAGUACUAGUCUUGUUCAUCAUCAACCUAUUUCAUACAUCAUUAUCUGGCCCUUUAGCGGUUCUGUAUAAGUUCUUGGACUACUAUGGUUCAUUUGAUUGGAGUAACUACUGUAUCUGUGUCAGUGGUCCUGUGCCAAUAUCUUGCCUUCCAGAACUUGUGGCAGUUUCUCCAGAAAAUGGGCAUGAGUUAUUGCUUGACGAGAAGUUUAUAAGAGACUGUGUACAGUUAUAUUCUGCUCCAACUAAAGCUGUUGAAACAAAUGGUCUUGAGUUUACUAUCAAACAUCUCAACAUAGUUGAUCCACUUAAACACAGCAACAACCUUGGAAAAAGUGUUACAAAAGGAAAUUUCCAACGAAUAAGACAUGCUUUUACACUGGGAGCUCGAAAGCUCAGAGAUGUUCUUUCACUACCUGGUGAAACCAUGGGAUGGAGACUGGAGAAAUUCUUUGGCAAUUCUUUGGAGAGGAAUGGUAAAGGACAAAGACUAGAUGUGAAUGAUCCAGUUACUGCGUUUGGUACUGGAAGAUCAGAAUUAUCUGAACUCAGUGGAGAUUUUGAAGGUUACUUUGGAAGACUUGUGUAUGGGCAAAUGUAUCACGGGUAUAGCUUACCUGGAACAUUUCAACACAGCUAUAUCCCGGUCGCUUCUCAAGUUAGGGACGCAAGUGCUUGGGAUAUUGUCCGUCGCCGAAAGAAUGAGAUUUAUCUAGGUGGUCUGAAUGGAUCAACUUCUGUGCAGCCUUUGCCUCUGCAGUCUUUAGAUAUUGUCUGUCAAAACAUGGGAAAGACGAGAGGAACGGGAACUUAUAUUCCUGACAUGAGUCAACAGUUAAACUCUGACAGGUUCAGAGACUCGGGUAAUGAAAACUCAUCAACUCAUCAUUUAGAAGCUUCCGCUGAGGCAAAAGAUGAUGAUGGAGCCAGUCGUUGCUGCAAUGUUUCUGGUGAAGUGUCUACUUGUGCCAGUAUCGAAGGAGAAAUAUGUGUGAAAUCAGAGACUUCUACUAACCCAGAUCAGCAUGUGUUGAAAUCUCCAAGAUUAGGGAAUUUGGAGAUUGAUGCUAUUUGCCAAUCUUCACCACCAGAAAACCACCUAGUAGAAGUUUCUAUAUCUUCAAGAACAUUGGGAAUGGAAAAUGGCAAAGAAAAGGAGAGCAAAUCCUCCCAAACGUUGAACGGUUCUUGACUUUAGUGAUUGUGACAGAAUCUUUGGUUGAUCUCUUGCCUUCAGGAUAUUAGGUUGUCUCUUAACCACAUGGACAAACUCUUAUUUAGGAUUCAAAAGAUUCAUCAGAAACUUGAUUACUUUUUAUCGACCAAUGUUUCAUGAGAGAUCUCUUCUUCAUUGUUGUAGGAAAGAACAUACACUAGUGGUAUGUAUAAAUUAGCAGUUACUGAGAAAAUUUAUCUGCUAUAUGUCUUUUGGUGAGAAUUCCGUAAAUUU
Messenger RNA from Eutrema salsugineum, 2430 nucleotides. RefSeq lists its product as uncharacterized. Gene Ontology annotation, molecular function: nucleotidyltransferase activity. NCBI's taxonomy places the organism in Eukaryota, Viridiplantae, Streptophyta, Magnoliopsida, Brassicales, Brassicaceae. The transcript has 10 exons. The coding region runs from base 340 to 2172 and encodes 610 amino acids. The record is from RefSeq and is a predicted model, not a curated record.